AUGAAGUAUGUUCGACGAUCAUGGCUUGUCAUUCCCCUUCUCUACGAUAACGCCGUUCGACUGACCUAUCCCUCCCGGCCAUCGCUCAUCUUUCCACCUCAAAGAUGUACAGGGGAAAAGCCAUGGUGUCAAACUUGCAAGGAGAGGAACAAGCUUUGCAUCUACGACAACGGUUCAUUCGGCGUGAGGCAGCAAGAGGCCGACGCUCUGCUCGCUCUCCGACGCACCAACAAGCUCCUUCCAUUCGCUGGCUCGAGUAUCGAUGCGACUCUGUAUCAAGAGCUCAUCGUCCUCUUCGGAAUACAGUGGGACAGCAACUCGGGCUACUGGAAGACGGCACGCCUCGCGACAAGUACCGAUCCUGCCCACCCACUCGUGAAGAUCGAUUAUCAGCACGGGCUGUCGCAGAUCCUCAAAAUGACGGUCGAUCUACUGGUCACCAAAUCUUUGCCUUUCGGUCAACGCCUUCGCGUCCCUUCAGCGACAGUAUUCUCCCACCAGAACGGCCGGGCCUUCUCGCCUUCUGACAACUUCAAGACUUAUCGAUCGCAACGUCUUUGCGACUAUUCAGACAACGACCUGCUCAGACACCGGGAGAUCUACGAGCUCGCAUUUCAUAGCCAUCCUUUCUUGUCAUUGAUCGUGUCCCGAACAAUCAAUAUCAGCAAGAUUGAAGACAGAAUGCUCGACGAAUUAUGCUACGACUCGAUCCUGCUGGCUGGCCUCGAUAUGAAAGCGGAAACGUCGCCUGCAGCACGCGACUCGGGAGUCAGUGCUCACGGGCUGCCGAAGAUCAACGAUCUCGUCGAAAGGGUGACAAGCGCGCUCUAUGGCACGAAGCCGGCAAACGUCAAGGCAUCAGAUCUACACACUCACGCGCAGUGCCUGAUGAUUCUAGCGUGGCGCGAGCUCGCUCGCGGUCUCUUCAGACGAGCGACCACCUUUUGGACCAUCAUCUGGUGCUUGUUACUUAAAAUCCGAGCUCUGAGGGAGCAAGAAGUCGACAGAACGGAAUGCUACAUCAAUGGCGUGGAGAUUUCCCUCGUCACCGCAGAGGAGCUGAACAAUAUGCAGGCAAUCACUCAGCUCGUGCUGCUCUGGCUCGAGCUCAGCCUUGGACCCACUCCCGCGCAUGCGUUGACCGUCUCGUUGGAUUCUCAACGUAAAGCCAACGACACAUCAACGUCCUGGAUUUCCGAGCUCGACAAGAGAAGCGGUAACUUUGCGGCGAUACAGGGUUACCGUCGAUCGUUUGUGCUCCUUUGCAGCAUCGAGUGCGUGCUUGACAGCUUGACGGAGAGCUGCGACGCGUGGACGAGCUUCAGUGACGGGCGCUCGCUCCAAACGAAGCAACACGACGACGCCACGGAGCGAACGGAUGCCAUUCUGUCACAGGCACGAGUGUCUCAGACGAGCCGCAGAGCGAAAGCGUCAUCGAAGGUCAUCCCAGGAGCUGCGCUCAUCUCGCUGACAGCGCUGCUGGCAUGCUUCCAUACCAGGAAUGCGUCGGUGGCGUUGCGGCGGCCACCAAGCAAAAUGUACGAGCAGUGGAUCGCUAAUGUCGUCAAGGCUUGCUCCAGCGUCACUCUACAGCUUCGAGACGCCUUCAUCAGCUGCGCAUCCACCGACAGUGAUGUCACUCGAUCGGAAGCGCACGAGACGGCAUGUUGUAUCGCGAACGCGACAAGCUAUGGAGAUAAGCUGAACGCGAACAGCGUGACGCUAACCAUGAUCGAAGCGGUCGCGCUGACCUUCGAGCUGCUCCUCUCCCAGGUCGACAGGGGGAGCUUUGCCGGCCCGCCGGGCUUUGCGGACGAAGCUGUGUGGCCGACGGAUGACGGAUGUGGAUGGGCUAUCACAGAAAAGCUCGGAUGUAUGCUUGGCAUCACGAGCACAAUGAUGGAUUGCCUCGAGAGUGUUCCAACACCAGGCAAGAGGCCUGGCCAUGUGCUGAAGCUCCUUCUCCAACUGCAGGAACGACUGCAUAGGCUCGGCGUACAGCCCGACAUCUCGUUCGCUUUUGAUGUCGAUAUGCAUCAGAGCGCUUUUGACGCUGUGCCGAAGGCGCGGCAACUCAAAGGCGAAGGAGGACUCUCUCAGUUCAAUCUGCAGGGAGACACAUCAGCGCGCUGCUAUUCGUUGGCUACUAGCACAUUCGCUCAGACCUCGACAUCCGACGCCCAGCCGCAGGCGAUGCCGAAUACGGUAGACAGCGCUGAACAAGCGCAAGCACAAUCUUUCUACCCGACGCCGCCGUACAGCGACAUAGCACUGCCGCCGCUGCCCCACAGGCCCAUCUGGUACGGUCCGGGACCGAUGCCAGUCCAGCGUCAUGACGCAUCAGCAUCGGCAAGCUCGCAUCUACGAGGUCCAGCUUCUCAGAGUAUAUACGCGAUUCAAGAUCGCUCGGUGGCUCAGCAGCAGAGCACCCAUGCAUGGGACAGGGCCGGCUACGCUGCACAGCCGUAUUCAGCGACCAGGACAGGUUGCUGUGAAAGCAGAUGCACGCCAUCGUCUUCCCUGGCCACAGGCCAAGCUGAACCGAGAUCGCCAUUACACCCAUCUCACGCGCCGUACUACAAUCCUCCCCUCGCCGCGUCCCAUGGCGGCCCACCAUCCGGACAUGGCAUGCGCAGUUUGCCGUCGUACUCGGACACCGAGCUUCAUCUGGUUUCGGGCGCGAGGAUGCGUUCUUACGGAGCACCUGAAGAUCAGCGACCUCAUUCGCAGCCAUCGUCUUCGACCAGUUGCGCUGAAACCUCGGCCGAGGAGCGCGCUGGUAAGAGGUUCCGCGUCCACUUGGACUUGCACGACGGCUGGUGGACGGCGAGACAGGAGGAUAACUUGCACGGGAGCGAGUCUUACGGCAGCAGGCAGCUGCAGAAUCUCAGACAAGCUACGGUGCCAGUAUGCUGGGCGAUCAUGAGGAGGAGGCAACAAGAGGCGGCGAGCCGACGUAGUCAGGACCUACCGGCUGCAGAGGCGCUGGCAUCGAUCCAGAGCAUGACGUUCCUGACGGACGAGAUCGACGCCUCGGGUUGCAGCACGGCAAGCACGACGGGGCGGCCUCACAGUGGGGGCAGGAUCACGGAUCUCACCAUCGUGUCUUCGAGCUCUUUGCCCAAUGAAGAGAAGGAUGAAAUGAAGGAGACCAGCGAUGAGGAAGGAGACGACGAGAACAGCGACGACGAGGACGAAGACGACGACGACGAGUAG
This is a messenger RNA of Kalmanozyma brasiliensis GHG001, 3216 nucleotides long. RefSeq lists its product as uncharacterized. Bases 1 to 3216 code for a protein of 1071 amino acids. The transcript has 10 exons. The record is from RefSeq and is a predicted model, not a curated record. NCBI's taxonomy places the organism in Eukaryota, Fungi, Basidiomycota, Ustilaginomycetes, Ustilaginales.